Messenger RNA from Bactrocera tryoni, 1297 nucleotides. RefSeq lists its product as uncharacterized. Bases 709 to 1155 code for a protein of 148 amino acids. NCBI's taxonomy places the organism in Eukaryota, Metazoa, Arthropoda, Insecta, Diptera, Tephritidae. The record is from RefSeq and is a predicted model, not a curated record. The transcript is spliced from 2 exons.
AUAAAAGCAAAUAAAAAUAAAAUAAAGAAAAAACGAAAAAGUGCACUCGGAACCGUGCAAUAUUAGCUAAAUAACAAAGCCAAUAACGAAAGUUACCAAAUAAAGUAAUAAUAAAAAUACUAAUUAAUAAAAUAAGCAGUCUCAUCCAGAAUCUAGGUUUAAUUAAUUAAAAGUGCAAUAAUAAAUAUGCAUUUGUUUAUAGUGCGCGCUCUCGAAAAUACCUUUUAAAUCGAAUAAUUCAAAAAUAUAUUUUUUUGAAACUUAUAUUUUAGUUUGUAAACACUAAAAAUAAUACUCUAUUGGCGUGAACCGUGCACAACGACUCUCACAAUCUCUCGAUCGACCAGAUCUUUUUCCCACUCUGAGCAGCAGCUCUAUUAGGUGCUCUGAGAAGCUAGACGUGGGUGGUAGCGUGAAAACUUUCGCUUUCUUCACUCAUAUAUGAGAAUUAUAUCAAUUCUCUUUCACUCACCUGUUUACUCUCUCGCACGCUCGCUUGCUUACUCCUAGCGUUCACUGUUGACCUCAACUGAGAUAUUUGUUAGCCGUUCGACUUUAGUACGUUUCUUUAAUUGCCGGACGUGUAAUCAUUGCGCUCGAACAAACAAUUCUUUUUUCUACAUUUUUUUCGCGAGAAAUCUAAUUUAUACUAAGUAAUACCAAAGUGAGUGCGUUUUUUUACUUAUAAUUUCAUAUAACGAUUAAAGCAUGAUGUCGGAAUCCAACUCCACGCCGACUACACCCGCAAUCGAAGACAGCAACAACACACCUGCCGCGGCGGAUAAAAAUGCCAAGAAGCCUUUGUCUGAGAAGGAGCUGAAGGAACUGAAGGAGCAGCAUAUUUAUAAUAAUUUCGCUACACCACUCAUUGGCACCUACCUCAAUUUGCCGCAGGAAUCGGUAAUGUUGAAGUGUCCUGCUUGCGGCAUUGUUGAAAUGACACAAGUCGAAAACGAUAUGAAAUGGUGGGCGACGGAGAUAAAUCGUUUCGUUGGCUGUUUGUGGGUUACAUUUUGCUGUUGCUGCUGUAUGGACUACUUUAUACCAUGUAAACAAACGGAUCGCAAUCAUUAUUGUAAGAAUUGCGGUUGCUACUUUGGCCGCGCUAUGAAGCACUCAGCAAUCAAACCGAAGAAGCUGGCUGCUACGUCAUGAGGUGGUUGCCACCCACACGUACACUCACUUAGUUGGAGAAUACAUACUCGUACAUAUUCCUUUACUGCCAAGGAGGCCGAUUAACGAAAAACGCAAAACAAAAAGAAAAAGUAAUAUUAAAAAAAUAAAAUUAAUAAAAAUA